GGAAACUCCUUCCACAGACGAAUCAUAAUCAAUUCAAUAAAAUCCUUAAUCCGAUCGAAUUUCACCUAAAUUCCAAUUAAACCAAAAACCAGUAGAUUAGAAAGUAAUCGAGUAGACAUUUUAAAGUUUCAAGCAAGAUGUAUAAAGUUUAUAAACAAAAAACAUUUAAAUGAAAUAAUUAAAAGUUGAUGUUUAAUUAGACCGUUUAAUAAAUUAGCGUUUUUAAAAUCCAUAUGAUGUUCUUUUAUUAGACAUGGAGGCUACAGAUGAAGAAAUAAAAAAAUAACAUAGAAAUUUUGCAAUUAUAUUACAUCCAGAUAGAUGUAAAGAUGAAAGGUCAAAAGAUGCUUUUUUUAUUGUCGAUAAGGCUUAUAAGACACUAAUGGAUCCUGAAAAAAGGAAGAUUUAUAUAAGAAUUAUGAGAGAGGCGAAAGAAAGAACUGAAUAUGAAAGACAAAAAGAAAAUAAAAAAAGGGCUAAAAGUGGACUUCCAGAUCUACCAGAAGAUACUUUUGAAGGUCAUUAUAGAGAAAAUUUGAAAAAAAUUUUCGAUGAAAUUGAAGAAAGGAAAGUCCAUCAUGCAAAACUUUAAAUGAGUUAAUAAAUGGCUAAAAAUGAAGAAAUUGAAAAGAAGAAAAUGAUUGAAUAAUACAGAAUUUAUACCGUAGAAGAAUGGGAAUAAACUAGGGAGUCAAGAGUUAGUAAUUGGGGGACCUUUUCUAAAAAAAAAGCUAUUAUUGGUUCUAAAAAAAGUGACAAAAGCUUAAAACCGCCACCUACUAAGAUGGAAGAAAGACCGCUUUCAGCUGUUAAAUAAGAUAAUAUUUCGGGUAAACCUAUUGGAAUUAAUGAAGAUUAUAAAAAAAAUUGGAGGUGAUUAAAUUAUA
Molecule: messenger RNA, 887 nt
Organism: Ichthyophthirius multifiliis
Lineage: Eukaryota; Ciliophora; Oligohymenophorea; Hymenostomatida
Exons: 1
Cellular component (GO): nucleus
Source: RefSeq, a predicted model, not a curated record